AUGCACCAAAAGCAGGAUCAGACCAUAGUGCUGAAAGCCACGUCAUCAUGUACAAAGCUCGUACCAUUCAUUCACUCGGUGGCACAUUCCGUCCAACAUUUUUUCGUACCUCGAAAAAAUCUACACCACGUUGUGUCCCGCUUUCUUUUAACCAGCUCCACCCAAUUUCAAUGCUCAAUUUUUGAAAUUUUACUGAAAAUCGAUGGACUUGGCGUGGUGCCAAGUUCUUGGAUUUCUGGUUGGAAGGAUCUGGAAUCUGAAGUCUUGACACGUGUCGGAGCCCGUAAUGAGCUGGAAUUCGCAAUGGCUCAAGUCUACGGAGCUGUGCUGAAUUUCCAUAGGAACCGCGCCUAUUUUGUGAAGGAUAUGCCGUUUGUGGAGGAUUUGAUAUCCGACACCGCCACCACGAUCCGUCCACUUUUGGAGCUCUGCGAAAUUUCGGAUUUAGCAAUUGCCGAGUGUAUAGAGUGGAAAAGAAGCAACGAAGAGCAAAUUGCUCAGAUUUGGGAUACUGUAGAUUUGAGUCCGGAUGACGUGGCAAGAGUUCAACAUUUGAAGGAAUUAUUGUGUCAAGACGUGUUUUUUCAUUAAUUUUUAAUUUUUUUGUUGUUGUUGUUGUUGUGAUAUUAUGUAGAAUACACAAAAUUUGAAAUAAAAUCAUUUUAAAAAUUC
Molecule: messenger RNA, 672 nt
Organism: Caenorhabditis elegans
Lineage: Eukaryota; Metazoa; Nematoda; Chromadorea; Rhabditida; Rhabditidae
Gene: ZC15.10
Product: FRIGIDA-like protein
Exons: 2
Coding region: 1-591 (196 amino acids)
Source: RefSeq, marked reviewed